Molecule: messenger RNA, 1886 nt
Organism: Eruca vesicaria subsp. sativa (arugula)
Lineage: Eukaryota; Viridiplantae; Streptophyta; Magnoliopsida; Brassicales; Brassicaceae
Source: the annotation of a GenBank genome assembly
AAAAAACGUAAGAAGGAGCUUCUCUUUCAUUUUUCCACUUCUCAUCUGCUCUGCACAAAACUCCAUCCUCCAUUUUUCUUCCUCUUCUUUACCCAUUUCAAAAACUAAAACAGUAAAUCUCUUUUUUAUUAUCGGACGUAAAUCAAAAAAAAAAAAGAAGAGAGGAGAAAGAGAGGGCCUCUCGCGCUCUUAUUAAAAGCUUCAUCCUUUAGAUUUCAACCUCGUCUUUUUCUCCUCUCUUCUCCGUUUUUCUUAACUUUUCGGAAUCAAGGAUCGUGGGUCGAUCGGUUCAACGAAUCUGAUCAACACCCAGCUGUUAGUUUUCAACGAGUUACAUCCUAUUAGCUUUCCACAAAGAAUGGAUAUGGAAUCUUGUAAGCUAUUCAUCGGUGGGAUCUCUUGGGAGACAACAGAAGAUUGUCUCCGCGAGUAUUUUCAGAGUUUCGGUGAGGUUUUAGAGGCUGUCAUCAUGAAGGAUCGAGCCACUGGUCGUGCUCGUGGCUUUGGUUUCCUUGUCUUUGCUGAUCCCAAUGUUGCUGAGAGAGUCCUGCUUCUCAGACACGUCAUUGAUGGUAAACUUGUUGAGGCGAAGAAGGCAGUUCCAAGAGAUGAUCACAAGAGUAACAGCAGUCUACAGGGAUCACCACCUGGUCCAGCAAACAGUAAAAAGAUCUUUGUGGGAGGUUUGGCUUCAUCGGUUACAGAGGCUGAAUUCAAGAACUACUUUGCUCAGUUUGGGGUGAUCACUGAUGUUGUGGUGAUGUAUGACCACAGAACACAGCGACCGAGAGGCUUUGGGUUCAUCUCUUAUGAAUCAGAGGACGCUGUAGACAGAGUCUUGCAGAGGGCAUUCCAUGAGCUCAAUGGGAAGAUGGUGGAAGUCAAACUGGCUGUUCCCAAGGACCCAAUCCGGAACCAAAUGAAUGUUAAUGGCUUUGGAAUUGGCAGUGGUAGAAUCAGUGCGUUGAUGAUGAACGAGUACACACACGGAUUCAGCUCGAGUCCAGUGUCCGGUUUUGGAGUCAAACCUGAAGUUAGGUACAGUCCAGGAGUAGGUAACAGGGGAGGAUUCUCACCGUUUGGACAUGGAUUUGGGAUUGAUCUGAAUUUCGAGCAGGAGCAGAUUCAGAACUAUGGAUCUGGUUCCAGUGCUGGCUUUGGACGUCCCUUUAGUCCAGGAUAUACUCCGAGCCUUAACAGGUACAGUAGCCAGAUUGAGACAGGAGGUUCUGUGCUAAACACAGCAACAAAGAAUCAUGUAUGGGGAAAUGGUGGUGGUCUAGGUUACAUGUCAAACUCUCCAAUAUCUAGAAGCAGCUUCAGUGGAAACUCUGGAACGUCUUCACUAGGCAGCAUUGGAGACAACUGGGGAGGGGCUGCACGUGCACGUAAUAGUUAUCGCAGUGAAGGAGGAGGCGUAGGAUUAGAAGCAAUGAGAGGAGUUCAUGUUGGUGGUUACAGCAACGGCUUAAAUAGCUUGGAGGCAGACUCUUUGUAUAGUGACUCGGCGUGGCUUUCUCUGCCAGCAAAGGCGGAUGAAAGAAUGGGAAGGGGAGCAUUUGACUUCAUGUCUAGAGGACCAGCUGGAUACAUCAACAGGCAACCAAACGGAGGAAUUGCAGCUUAGAGAAGUGAGAAUUACAUUCUAUGGAGAUCAGAUAAUGAUUUGGCUAUUUUCAGGAGAGUUUUUAGAAGAGGGAAAAAAAGUGUUCAAAAUAUUUGUUUAAAAAAAGUUUUAUCCACCCUUUUUACUAUUUUAAUUGUUACUAUAGUUUUUAUCUUUUCACACUGGUUUUUCUAAUUUGGGGUUUUGUUUCUUUAAUCUUAAGAAGAUGUAAACAGAAUUAUAUAUAAAGAGACAAAGAAACAAUGAAGUGUGUUAUGAG